Humulus lupulus (European hop) is the source of this 1109-nucleotide messenger RNA. Its product is annotated as ribonuclease H2 subunit A. NCBI's taxonomy places the organism in Eukaryota, Viridiplantae, Streptophyta, Magnoliopsida, Rosales, Cannabaceae. The coding region runs from base 74 to 958 and encodes 294 amino acids. The record is from RefSeq and is a predicted model, not a curated record. The transcript is spliced from 8 exons. Gene Ontology annotation, cellular component: ribonuclease H2 complex. Gene Ontology annotation, molecular function: RNA-DNA hybrid ribonuclease activity; RNA binding. Gene Ontology annotation, biological process: mismatch repair; DNA replication, removal of RNA primer.
AAAAUCCCUUGUUGGUGGCGGGAAGCGACGCAUAGAGAGAGAGAGUGAAAAGAGUGGAAGCUAUCACUGUGAAAUGGGAUCGGAGGCGGCUCUACCCAAAUGGGCCUCGGAGCCUUGCAUUAUGGGCAUCGAUGAAGCUGGACGAGGCCCUGUUCUCGGACCCAUGGUGUACGGAUGCUUGUACUGUGCUCGUUCGUACCAGAAGACCCUCUCCACUUUGGAGUUUGCAGAUUCCAAGACCCUAAAAGAAGAGAAGAGAGAAGAAUUGUUUGAAAACUUAAAGGCUGAUGAAUCUAUUGGAUGGGAUGUGGACAUUAUAGAUCCAAGGGAGCUUUCAGCUAAAAUGCUAAAGAAAGAUAAGAUUAACUUGAAUGAAAUUUCACAUGAAUCUGCCAUCGGCCUUAUAACUAAGGCGCUAAACAAGGGAAUUCUUCUAACUGAGGUGUUUUUGGAUACUGUUGGUGAUGCUGAGAAGUACAGAGUAAAAUUAUCUGAAAGAUUUCCUGCUAUCAAAUUUGUCGUUGCAAAGAAGGCUGACAGUCUUUAUCCUGUUGUUAGUGGAGCAAGCAUAGUAGCGAAAGUUACAAGAGAUCGGUCCGUGAAAGAAUGGGUGCUUGAUGAAACAGCUGAAAACAUUGACAGAAACUUUGGUUCUGGAUACCCUGGAGAUCCUGGAACCAAGGCGUGGUUGAAACAUAACAAGCACCCCGUAUUUGGAUUCCCAACAUUGGUUCGUUUCAGUUGGGGUACAUGUACUCCUUAUAUCAAAGAAUGUGUCGAAGUCUUGUGGGAAUCUGAUGAGAUGGAUGAAGAUAGUAAUUGUGGCAAACAGCAACAAAAGCUAAGCAAAUAUGGUGUCACAACAUCCAAGAGAAAGAGUGAAGAGACUGAAUCAAGUGGUAAAGGGCGCUGCAAAUUCUUUCAGGCACGUAAACUGGAGCAACUCACUCAUUUUUAAGAGAACAGCACUUCAGUUUUUUCUUGUCCUCUUAUCUAUUUAUUCAACUUAACUAAUUUUAAACAGUCUGCUAGAGUUCUGUUUCUCAAACUUCAUAUGAUUUAGUGGAAGAACCUGAAAUUUAUAAUAUCUUAUAGUAAUAUAUUAUUUA